Messenger RNA from Anopheles stephensi (Asian malaria mosquito), 5333 nucleotides. RefSeq lists its product as uncharacterized. The coding region runs from base 1194 to 3140 and encodes 648 amino acids. The transcript has 2 exons. Lineage: Eukaryota; Metazoa; Arthropoda; Insecta; Diptera; Culicidae. The record is from RefSeq and is a predicted model, not a curated record.
CGGCGAUCGCGAUCCAGCUACACAUCCAACAGGUAAAAAGAUCACAGCCACGUCAUUUUUCUGUGAGCCUUCGCCGUGGCAACACACGGUCCGCGCGUGUGGCUGCGAGAGUGUACAUCAAGAAACCAGGGGCCUCUUGCGGGAGAAACAACCCUUGGAGCAAGUGGCAGGCAUUCGCUUCAAGUUUUGCAGGGUGUGUAGGCUAAGGCAGCUGUGAGUGAAAGAGAGCAAAACAGUUGUUCAGUGCUCUUAAGAAGUGAGUGUUUUACCGGAUUAAAAUAAAAAUAAAGCAAGUCGGCAAUUAUCAAACCUAUACUGACAGCAAUGCUUGUUCCCCAACCGUACUGAAAGCAGUGAAAUUUUAAUUCAAGUGUUGAAGUUGGAGACGUUAUAGGCGAAAGGAAGCUAAAAAUGUCUUGUUGAAUGCAUGCACAAUAUCUGGAAUCCUGCUGACGUGGUAUACCAUUUCUGCCAAGUGACUGAGACCCGCAUUCGCCGUUGCUCGUGGAACUGUCUGGAAAUCAAAAGAUUUCAAUGCUUCCAGAAGCGAGGAACGCAAGCGGUCAGAUUUUUUUCCUUCUUCAGGCAGCGCACUAUAAGUGACUGGAAUGCAGUGUUGGUGAUAAAUGGGCGUUUGAGUGUGUUUGUGUGUUUGUGAAAGGUUAAGUGAGUGUGAGAAAAAGGUUGCUUGAGUGUGGUUGUGGCAAGAUGAAGGAAAAGGUCUAGAGAUUUCAGCGCUUGCUUGAAGACUCGGUCACAAGCUGGCUGAGAAAAUGGUUCACGAUCACAAAGCUUUUGCUGCUCAGUUCUCAGAUAUAGUUCUUAUGGUGUUGGUGAAAAGCGAGUGAUGUAUUAGUAUUUUGUUCGUGUGUUAUUUUAACUAAUUUUGAUUCCAUUUUCUAGAGCAAACACUUCUGCCGCAGUCGGUUUUUGUAUCGGAAAGGAAAAAAUGUUUGCUUAACAACCGAUCGGUGAAGUUUAUCUGACGUAUCAGAAGUGUUGUAAAGUGAAUGCAAGUGAACUGCGUUAGUGUGUGUGCACAGGGAUACAGGUGAUCGACAAGUGCCGAAUAUCGGGAAAACUCAAAGCAGCUGCAGCUGAGGGAUAGAGAAAGACCCUUCUUUCUGUUUCCAAAACGCAAACCUUACACACACACUCGUACGUGUCCGGCAAGGACAAGCCCGGCGCGUCUUAUGAAGGAUACACACACGAUGGGAGAAUCGACACCGAUUUGUCGCUGCCGGGUUCUAUACCUGGGCAGUGCUGUGCCCCGGCAAAGCAAGGACGGCCUCCAGGGUAUACAGGAACCGUUGCGAAGCCUAUACCCUUCCGAGGGUGCUAUCGGUGCGAAAGGUAUCGAUUCGUGGCUGAGCGUCUGGUCGAAUGGUAUUCUGCUCGAGAACGUUGACGAAAACCGGAAGCAAGUGACACGCUUUUUUCCGAUCGAAUCGCUACACUACUGUGCCGCCGUGCGGCAGGUGCUGAUACCGGAACGGGGCAAUAACAAUCCGGAGCCGAAGUUUCUUCCACUAGACUCCCCGUUUGCCCGUACGCCGCGUGCUCAGCAUCCACCCAUCUUUGCGGCCAUCUUGCGCCGUACCACCGGCAUCAAGGUGCUGGAGUGUCACACCUUUAUCUGCAAGCGGGAAGCGGCGGCCAAUGCGCUGGUCCGCUGUUGCUUCCACGCGUACGCUGACAAUUCGUACGCCCGGCAGCUGGAGGGUGGUUCCGGAAGUGGCAGCUCGAACAGUGUGUACGGUACGAUCGGUGGCAAAUCGAAUGGUACCGGCGAGGGUUGGCGGUCACGUGCCGGUAGCACGACCACGCUCAACAGUGUCGGUGUCAGCAGGCAGGCAAUUAAUGGCGUCGGCGAUGCGUACACGGUGAAAAAUCUUUAUGCCAGCAGUGCAGACCUAGAGGUGGUGGACGACGGUGAAAGCUCACUGUACAAUGGCGACGAAAAUCACAAAGUGUGGAACGGUUCCACUGAUCAGAUCGAUGGCAUCGGCUUUGGUAACGAUGGUCACUACGAUAUCUACUCCGGUGGCAGCACCGGUGGUGGCGUGGUCGGCGGUGGCGGUUCCACGCUCGGCCGCCCGGCCCGGGUCCGCCAGAUCAGUGCCCCGGUACCGGUACCACCGCCCCCGAAAGAGGAACCGAAAAAGUCCAAAAAGGACAAGAAAGCGGCCAAAGGCACCCAGCAACAGCAGCAGCAGGUAGGCAGUCAAAGUUUAUCCGGUACGCUUAUAAGACCACGUCCCAUGCACAUGAAUCCACUAGGUCGGCCGGCUGCCGGUCCAGCCUCAGCCAACUCUGCCGCAGCAAUGGCCGCCGCAGCAGCCGCACAUCACGGCAUGAUGAUGUACCACCACCAUCCCCAUCACCCGAUGGCGGGCCAUCCCGGUUCCGGUCCGCCGCCGGUACCGGGCCGCCAGUUCCACACCAUCGGUCACCGCAGCAUGAACGGCAGUGCGGCGGCGGCAGCGGCGGCGGCCAUGGCCGCCGGUCUACCUCCCCAUCCCAUGCUCCAUCCCCACGCCCAGAUGCACCCAGCGAUGGGCCUUCCGCAUCCCGGUAUGCAUCCGCACGGCAUGACCCUGCCGGCAAUGAUGAUGGCACCCCAGUACGCGACGCUGCAGCAUCCGCGCACGAGCAAAAAGAAGAAGGACAAGGGCAAAACGCUCAACGGCAGCAACGGUAGCAUCCCGAUCGGGGUACCGGUCGUACCGCCCAUGUUCGCCUAUCCACCGCAACCGAACGGCAGUUUGGGUGGUGGCGGUCCCGGAUCGCUUGCCGACAGUCGUCCACUGUCGAUGAGCAAUCGGAAGCUGGCCCAAUCGGCAGCCGCCGGGUUGGACGAUGUGUCGGGCAAUUCGGGCGCUGAGUCGCCGGGCGGUACCGGUAUCUAUCGGCGCAAGGGACACCUGAACGAACGGGCCUUUAGCUACUCGAUCCGGCAGGAGCACCGCAGCCGCAGCCAUGGCUCACUCGCUAGUCUACAGUUCAAUCCGCCGGACAUGAAGAAGGAGCGCGAAAUCGCACAGAUGGUGGCCGGACUUGAGUUGACCGAUGACUCCACGCUAAGACGCCGGUCGGAAGUGGCCGGAUCGUCCGGUACGUUUGGGAAGCCGAGAAGAUGAGCAUAAGGUAGAGACGUCGGACGUUCGUCGCUAGAGUCUCAUUGAAGUCACCGUACACAAUCCGUUGCUUUCCGAUUUCUCCAUGGGGAUUCACAGCUGGGGAUUUUGAUCGCAGGGAAUCGAUCACGGGGAGAGCCGACACAAUAUUCACAAAUACACACACAUACAUAGACACGAACCGAAAACAAAAUGCUCGUAGUAUGUGGUUUUAAACGCGACGGAUGUUGUAAAAUAGACGUUUACCGGCACGGUGAAGAAGCAUCACAGCAAAUGGCAUUAGAUGGUAGUGUAAGCAGCGGACAGAGCGAGCAGAUAAACGCAAUGGAACAGUCAAUUCGAGCCGGUUCUCUAUUACCAAAACACUUUUAUCCAUUGUUAUCCAUCGGUGACAGCAGUAACGACACUUAGGGUAGCCUUAGUAUUUCGCUACCAAUAGUGACAGAAAAGCGAGCGAAACUGUUCACCAGAACUUUUUACUGAUUUUAUGUUACACGCGUGUCUUAAACUUAGUUGUACGUACAUAAAACACAAAACAGACACACGAACACAUCAAACGCACACAUCCACGUAUGCCGAAGAGUAGGGGAUGCCCGUCAACAACGUCAGCGGGUUUGUUGACCGGUGGCACGGUCCCGAGGAUUGCAAAGAACUGGACAGCGGCAGAUAAAAUGCAAUUACAAGAAGAAAUGAAUGUGCCUUAUUAGGUAAUUAGAUAAUUUAAUUAUAACCAAGCCCUGAAACAAAUGAAAGUGAAAUUUUUCGGUGUGUUUUUGCUAAUUUGAGGAUGCGAGAUGCUCGUAUGGGGUAUGUAUCGGAGUAAGCUUUCUUCUCGGUUCAACCUUCGCGAAUUACCCUGGGAAUCGAUGUUGGUGUGAGUUUCUAUUUCCUUUGAGCGUAAUUUGAGGUUCAAAAUUAUUUUCAAAGAUUAUUAUCACCCCACACUUUGUAAGGCGCUUGUGACGGUUGGAGGUAUAAGUGCGCGAGGGCGUCGUUCGGUCCCGGUUCGAAGCCAUGAUGGAUGUGCAAACUCAUUUUAAUGAUCGAGUCCAACUUCCGAUAAGAGCUUUCGCAUGGUUAGAGACGCAAAAUCCACUCAUAACAGGGUAACGCCCGCGGUCAAAAGGAAAGUGAUCGAAGUGGGUGGCUUCUACCAUUAGCCCCAAAAAGCGCCGUUCGAAAGCGAAAACGGAAGAAAAGUGCCUCGGGGGGCCGUAAGGCGCAACAGGAAAAAAAAAUCCAUCAGCCAAAACGACGCACUGUAAUACGGAGAGUGUAAGAAACGAUUGGUUUUUUUUUUUGCUUCUUUUUGCCCUGUCGAAAAAGGGAAAACAAUGGCUAGAGAAGCGGAAGAACUGGGCAGCUGGACAGUGGGCACGAUAAACGGCGAGAGUCAAAAAUUUGAUCAUCAAUCAAUCGUGAAGAAGCGAUCGCGCGAAGGAAAAGCGUUUUUCGAUCGUUGGGGACUUGGUAUCAAAUGGUCGCAGUCAUAGAAAGAGAAACAGACGGACGAUAAACGAGCGUAGAAGAAAUCCUACCAAACCCUCGACGCCGUGUGUAAAGACAAAACAAGUGUUUUCAAGUUUGCCGAUAAAGCGGCGAAAUAGUCGAAAGAGGGACGGCAACCGUCGGAAAAGCAAUCGAGCAGACUGGCAUAAAAUUUCUCCACCGAACCAAUUUGGGAGUGUUUCGCAAAAGACCGGCACACAGUUCGCCAUUUUAAGCGCCAACACGACGACACAUUCUUUGUAUUUCACAGCUUCUUCUACGCACACACAAAAAAAAACUUCAAAAAGGUAAUGCAAAAAAAACCUGAAGAAGAUAUCUUCGAGUUCUCAUAGUCGGAGGUGCGUUGUGACCAACUUUUUUUCCACAACAGUGCUUUUGGUGAGAUAGAAAAAAGCGAACGGGCCAAAGGAAAGCUUACACCGAUACACUCGCAUACGAGAUAGGGAGGAAGAUGAGAGACCGGAGAAACUUGUACCAUAAACAAACAGAAGCAUCAUUACUAGCAGGCACAAGGCAGGGCAAGUAUAAGAGGGCUAAAAAAACCUUCUUUUUUUUGGCUAGACAGUAAGCGGCAGUUUGCCAAAUCUUUUUAUCAACUAAAACCCUUAGAAAACAAGUACACUACAUAUGAAUUGUUAUCCAAUCAUUUUAAUGUCAAGAAAAUACAAAAUACUCCAAUACAACGAA